Messenger RNA from Hyposmocoma kahamanoa, 1054 nucleotides. Its product is annotated as aldo-keto reductase AKR2E4-like. The coding region runs from base 64 to 993 and encodes 309 amino acids. NCBI's taxonomy places the organism in Eukaryota, Metazoa, Arthropoda, Insecta, Lepidoptera, Cosmopterigidae. Gene Ontology annotation, molecular function: aldose reductase (NADPH) activity. The record is from RefSeq and is a predicted model, not a curated record. Gene Ontology annotation, cellular component: cytosol. The transcript has 7 exons.
CUUGGCUACUGCCGUGGCACAAAGCAUUUGCCGGGAAGCAAGCCUCCGGUACAAACGUGCAAGAUGGCGUCUACAAAGUUCAUGGGACUUCUAUUGGCGGUUAUUCAUGUCGCAAUGAGUAAAGUUGAGGUUCCGAAGAUAUCACUGAACGACGGAAAUCAAAUUCCUAUUUUGGGAUUAGGAACUUAUGGUUCGGCCAAAGAUAUAGCAAGAAUGCGCCAAGCGAUCAACUGGGCCAUAGAAGCAGGUUACCGUCACAUCGACACAGCAUCUCUGUACGGCAAUGAAGUUGAAAUCGGCCAGGGCAUAGCUGAUGUAAUUAACAGGGGUCUUGUGAAGAGAGAGGACUUGUUUGUUACUACUAAGUUGUGGAAUGAUAAGCAUGCAAGGGAUCAAGUGGUGCCUGCACUUCAGGAAUCUUUAAGUCGCCUUGGAUUGGACUAUGUCGAUCUUUAUCUUAUUCAUUCUCCUGAGUCUGAAAAGGCUGACGGCACUUCCGCCAACAUCGACUACUUGGAAACCUGGCAGGGUAUGGAGGAGGCUAAGAGACUCGGCCUGGCGAAGUCGAUCGGAGUUUCCAAUUUCAACAUCGAACAGAUUGACAGACUUCUUGCUAACAGCAAUAUUCCACCUGCUGUUAAUGAAAUUGAGGUUCACCCAUCACUAACUCAAACGGACCUAGUAGCACACAACCAAGAUCGUAAAAUCGUCGUGAUGGCAUAUAGUCCUUUCGGUUUCCUCGUCUCCAGAAACCGACCUAGCGCAGUAUCUCUGAGAGCUGAUGACCCCGCCCUAGUGAAGAUCGCUCAAAAGUAUGGAAAGACGACUGGGCAAGUUGUGCUCAGAUAUCUGAUUGACCGUGGUAUGAUACCGAUCCCAAAAUCCACCGACCAAAACCGCCAGCGGGAAAACAUCGAUGUAUUCGACUUCAAGCUCACUCGUGAUGAAAUCGAAACUAUUAACAGUUUUAAUAGUAAUACCAGCAUUUUCUAAAUCACUUAUGAUUGUUAUUGCCUUAAUGCUAUCUGAAUAAAGUUUUUCAUUAAUUUCUAAA